This is a messenger RNA of Lodderomyces pseudojiufengensis, 936 nucleotides long. It is a transcript of the gene SAM4, whose product is annotated as S-adenosylmethionine-homocysteine S-methyltransferase. The coding region runs from base 1 to 936 and encodes 311 amino acids. The transcript has a single exon. Gene Ontology annotation, molecular function: S-adenosylmethionine-homocysteine S-methyltransferase activity. Gene Ontology annotation, biological process: S-methylmethionine cycle. The record is from RefSeq and is a predicted model, not a curated record. Lineage: Eukaryota; Fungi; Ascomycota; Pichiomycetes; Serinales; Debaryomycetaceae.
AUGACCACUGUUUCAAAUAAAAAAAUCAUUAUAGAUGGAGCAUUAGGAACAGAAUUAGAAAAUUUAAUUGAUUCUAAAGUUUCAUAUUUACCAAGUAAGAGUCCUUUAUGGUCAGGUCAAGUUUUAAUAGAUGCGCCGCAUUUUGUUGAAAAAGUUCAUCAAUCAUAUAUUGAAUCAGGCUCAAAUUUAAUUAUAACUUCAACUUAUCAAUUAUCUUAUAAAAGUUUACAAAAACAUACCAAAUUUAAUGAUGAUGAAAUAAAAAAUUUAUGGCAAAAAUCAAUAGAUGUUAUAUAUGAAGCUAUAUCGAAAGCUAGUUCAACAAACAAAUUUAAUAAAAUCCAAGUUGCUGGUUCAAUAGGUCCUUAUGCUGCAUUUCUGGCUAAUGGAUCUGAAUAUACUGGAGAUUACGGUCUGAUAAAUAUUUUAGAAUUACAAGAGUUUCAUAAACCUUUGGUAGAAUUUUUUUCAAUCAACAAAGGAAUUGAUUUCCUAUUAUUUGAAACAAUACCGAAUUUUUUAGAAUUAAAAGCUGUUAAUGAAUAUAUGAAAGAAUCAAAAAUUAAAGAUUAUGUCCUAAGUAUAACUUGUCAAUCAAAAGAUAAAUUAACAGAUGGAACACCACUAGAAGAAGUUAAAAAUUAUCUUGAUUCAAAUUAUGAUUCAAAAUUAUUAAGUAUAAAUUGUGUUGAUUAUACUUUGAUAAAUAAUAUAAUUUCUCAAUUUCCAGGAUAUAAAUUUUAUAUAUAUCCAAAUUUAGGAUUUGAAUAUGAUUCAAAUUUACAUCAAUUUAAACCCAAAGAUUAUACAGGUGAAAAUACAUGGAAAAAAUUUAUUGAAAAUUUAAAUAAAGAUGAAAGAAUCUUGGGAAUCGGUGGUUGUUGCAAUACUGGACCAAAAGAAAUUAAACAAAUAUAUGAUAUAGUGAAUUCCUAG